This is a messenger RNA of Fopius arisanus, 471 nucleotides long. It is a transcript of the gene roh, whose product is annotated as reduction of Rh1. The transcript is spliced from 3 exons. The coding region runs from base 108 to 350 and encodes 80 amino acids. Lineage: Eukaryota; Metazoa; Arthropoda; Insecta; Hymenoptera; Braconidae. The record is from RefSeq and is a predicted model, not a curated record.
AAGGUCGUUCCAAUCGAUAGGAACAUCUUUAUAUAACCAAGUCAGAAGAUUGAAAAUCCUCGAGAAAAGAAAAGGUUUUGUGACAUUCGGAUCGAUCCACAGCCAGCAUGGCUGACUCUCCGAUUCCCAAGGAGCGCUACAUGAAGUUCCCCUACACCUUAACAGCGAAAAUGUACUUCUUCCCUUAUAAACAUCACUGGAAGCACGCGUGGUUCACCAGGUACUGGUGUUAUGGCAUCCUCCUCACUCUGCCAGUCAUGUGGAAGAUCACCAAGGCUGUGAACAACCCUGAAAACGUGGAGAAAUGGCGUGAAAUUCGAAGGAAGGAGUUCUACGGCGGUGACCACUAAAAUCUCGAGAUGAGUCCCCAAAAAUUUCCAAAAAUCUGUAGAAAUUAUUACCUCCGAUCCACCGAAUCGUGAGCCACACAUUGUAAAUCAGUGUUAAUAAAUAAUUGAAAUUAUCAAGAUA